Hibiscus syriacus is the source of this 951-nucleotide messenger RNA. RefSeq lists its product as uncharacterized. The record is from RefSeq and is a predicted model, not a curated record. The transcript has a single exon. The coding region runs from base 1 to 951 and encodes 316 amino acids. NCBI's taxonomy places the organism in Eukaryota, Viridiplantae, Streptophyta, Magnoliopsida, Malvales, Malvaceae.
AUGAGUCUUCUUCAAUACCCAGAUUUGGUCAAUGUGUCGACGCUUCACGUUUGGAACAACGAAGCAUUCGACGACGGAGGAUCCGAAGAUACAACCACCAUCAAGAUUUCUUUUUCUGAUAUUGAAUCCGUACCAGUGAACCGGUCACUAGAAUCCGAUUGUGGUAAAGAAAACCUGAGCCCGCCUUGCCUAAAAUCCUGUGUUUCUUUCAAAAGAAAAGAAGAGGAGAAGCGUGAUGAGAAGAAGAUCGAUAUGGAGAUUGAAGCUACCGAGAAGGAGAUCGCUCUUCUUUCGUUGAAGCUCGAAACUCUCCGACACGAAAAGGCCGAAUGUAAAGCGAGGAGGGUUUCGAUGAGAGGGAGAACAGUGGCUUCUAAAUUCAUGGUGCAAAAACAGAGCACCAAGAAUUUCGAGAAGAUGAUCGAAGCCCCUCUGUUUUCGAGUGCUAAAACGAAAUUGAACCGUGCGGUGGAUCUCGCCACCCCCAUGCAGAGCCGCCGCAAAUCGUGUUUCUAUAAGCUGCGAGAUUUGGACGAAGAGAAAGUUAAAAGCAGGAAAGGCAAGAGCUUGAGCUUGAGUCUUAGCCCAAAAUCACGCCGAACAAUAUCCAAGGCUCAAGUUACUAGGCCGGCGGCGACCACGGUGGCGUCUAAGAGAGCUGUGAAGAAAGAAGACGGCGUUCUUACUACAAUUCAACCCAAAAAUCUUUUCAAAGAGGGUGAAAGAUCAGUGACUGCGAAAAAACCACCACCCAAACAGGGAAGGGUGGUGGCGAGUCGGUACAAUCAGAUCGCCAAUCAAAGCAAUAGGAAUUUGGCUACAAGCAUUGCUCGAAAGCGGUCUUUGACUGAAAACGAUGAGGAGAGUAACAGGCAUGGCAAGAGGCUUGCUUUUCGCGAAGAAACGAUGGAGUCCUGCAAGAACCAGAAGAAUAAAAGCAGAGUGAAUUGA